Messenger RNA from Epinephelus moara (kelp grouper), 3485 nucleotides. RefSeq names its product long-chain fatty acid transport protein 6. Lineage: Eukaryota; Metazoa; Chordata; Actinopteri; Perciformes; Serranidae. The transcript has 11 exons. Gene Ontology annotation, molecular function: long-chain fatty acid transmembrane transporter activity; long-chain fatty acid-CoA ligase activity. The record is from RefSeq and is a predicted model, not a curated record. The coding region runs from base 483 to 2339 and encodes 618 amino acids.
AGGCCCUGGGGUGGAUCCAGAACAGCUGGAGGGAUAUAUAUCUCGUCUGACCUGGGAACGCCUUGGGAGCCUCCAGGAGGAGCUGGAAAUCACGUUGCAGACAGGGACAUCUGGAGUAGUUUUGCUCAGCCUGCUGCCCCGCAACCCAGCUCUGGCUCAUGCUGAAAUAAACUGGAUAAAAAUGCCUGGAAACUGGAAUAGUCUGGAUGAACCCCCCCCCCACCCCUUUACACCGACUGCCGAACCAAUCACGUCAAUGUAAGGAGUGACAUCUGUAGCCUAAUAGGUGGGGGUGAGGGGAUUUGGGACGGCUUCGCUAAAUCUACAAACUGUUUACCUUCUUAGGGAAAGUUCAUCGGCCGUCUCUGUGCUGCUGAGAAAUUGUACAGUACAGUACAGGUUUUUUAGAGCAGGCGCGACGUAGCCUGUUCGUUUAAGUUCUGAAGCAGUUUCGAAGUGAGGUGUGGUGUUGUGACGUGAACAUGAUACCUCUGAUGUUUACCAGCGUUUUAGCAGGACUACUGGCUCUUCUGCUUUACCAGAGGACGAAUUAUCCAUUCUUCUGGGUGGAUUUGAUUUAUUAUUUGAAACUUCGGAAGUAUAGAAGGACGUCGCAGGCUCGUAUGCAGCAAGGAAUCAUCACAUACCUCGACUGUUUUCUCUACCAGGCGAGGAAUAACCCAAACAAACCCUUCAUCAUCUUCGAAAACCAGUCUCUGACCUACCAGGAUGUGGACAAGAGAAGUAACCAGUUCGCCAAUGCGUUCAGGACUGUGGGCUCUUUGAAACAAGGAGACAUAGUUGCCCUGUUGAUGUUCAAUGAACCGGACUUUAUUUGUGUUUGGUUGGGACUGUGUAAACUGGGCUGUGAAGUUGCCUUUCUCAACGUCAACAUAAAAGCCCAGUCUCUUCUUCACUGCUUUCAUAGUUGUGGAGCCAAGACGCUUGUUGUCGGCGCAGAUCUGGUGCAUUUGGUGGAGGAGGUGUUGCCUGACCUGAAGAAGAACAAUGCGGCUGUGUGGGUGGUGGAUCACACAUCCCCUUCUGAGGAUUUUAGCACAUUACUAGAUAAGGUGGAACACAUGGCUGGAGAAACCCUAAGUGACCUUCCUAAAGUUGACAUCAUGUCCAACUUUCUCUUCAUUUUUACCUCAGGCACCACAGGUCUCUCCAAGGCAGCCCGGGUAGGUCAUCUAAAAGCCAUAGUGAGUAUGGCCUUCUUUCAAAUGUGUGGAGCCACAUCUGAUGACAUCAUCUACAUCACUCUUCCUCUUUACCACAUGUCUGCUUCCCUGUUAGGAAUUGGAGGAUGCAUACAUCUUGGUGCAACAUGUGUGUUAAAAAAGAAGUUUUCUGCCAGUCAGUUUUGGAAGGACUGCUUGAAACACAAUGUGACGGUGGUGCAGUACAUAGGAGAGCUUUGUCGAUACCUGUUAAACCAAUCUGUGGUUCCAGAGGAGAGAGUUCAUAGGGUUUGGCUGGCAGCAGGAAGUGGUCUCAGGUCAGAUGUUUGGAAAGAGUUCAUCAAGCGUUUUGGUAUGAUCAAGAUCAGAGAGGGCUACGGCUUAACUGAGGCCAGCAUCGGCUUCCUGAACUACACUGAUGAGGUCGGACCAAUUGGGAGGGCGAGCUAUUUCAACAAGCUUUCUAUGCCCUUUGAACUCCUGAGAUAUGAUCCACAAACGUACGAGCCAGUCAGAACAGACUCUGGAAGAUGCAUACGAGCACAAAUGGGAGAGGCAGGGAUCCUGGUAGCUCCUCUGACAGCUAUGAACCAGUUCUUGGGCUACGCUGGCAACCAGGCCCAGUCUGAGAAGAAAUUGCUACGGGAUGUGUUUCAAGCUGGAGAUAUCUAUUUCAACACUGGGGACCUCCUGCUCCAUGAUCACAGGGACUUUCUUUAUUUCCGUGAUCGCAUCGGAGACACCUACAGAUGGAAAGGAGAGAAUGUAUCCACUACAGAAGUGUCAGAGGUUUUAGGUCUUCUUGAUUUUAUCCAGGAGGCCAACGUCUACGGAGUCACCAUACCAGGAUAUGAAGGUCGGGCAGGUAUGGCGGCUAUUGUCUUAAAACAGGAUCACAAAUGUAAUGGACCAAAACUCUACAACCAUUUAGUAAAAACACUUCCUGCGUAUGCCUGGCCUUGGUUUCUCAGAAUACAGAGCUCUCUGGAUGUGACAGAGACCUUCAAGCAGCAGAAGAUAAAGCUGGUCCAAGAGGGAUUUAAUCCGGACGUCACCCAAGAUCUUCUGUAUUUCUUAGAUGUCUCUCAGAAGGACUAUAUUCUCCUGACUGUAUGUCUUUAUGAUGACAUAGUGUCUGGAAAGAUCAAAUUAUAAACGUUUUAGGACAUGUUAAUGCAGUGUGAGUACAGACCGUACAUUGAAAGAGAAGUAAACAUAGUCCAUGCCGUGGCCAUAUUCCUAUCUGUCUGUAUUUAAAACCUGGUUUGUGUUCAGUGCCACAAUGAGUGGCUCCCAACAUUUUUACUUUUCAGCCCCUCAAAAUAAAGAUGUACCUAGCCCGCUCACAGUUUGCAUGUGUAGGCAAGUUCUGAGAAGUUGAUUCUGAUUCUUCUUUCUCGGAUUGUUUUGAAUAGCUUAUAUCAACGUGAAGAGAAUUCUUCACACGGCAGAUUCACAGUAUGAGAGGAUUUACGUCACCUAAAAAGUUAAACUGCCAUUUGUGCCCAGAAGCUCUUUGAAAUGAUUUUCUAUGUUAGAAACAUGUGAAACUGGAGGAAUUUAAAGGACAACAUAGUUUAAUGUGGUUUUCAAUAAUUUCAAUAAUUUGUCUCCACACAGCACAUCCUCAUUAGGAGCAGAUUUAACUUGAAAGAGCAGAUUUACAUCACCUAAAUAGUUUAAAGUCUAGGCAAGUCUAGGCAAAGCAAAAAUAAAUGUGUAAUGAGUUUUUCACACCACAGAAAAAUGUGUUAUUAACUGUCUAGUUUAACUUGAAUGAUUAAAACAUUUUCCAAAUAUAUAAAAUUAGGUUGAUCACGAUCAAAAUCGUGAAAAAACAAGCAGUAAUCUCUGCUCUUAGAUGGUGGGGGCGUGUCCACUGAAGCAGCUAAACUGAUCAUUAAGCCACUGCCAGGGUGCUGCAAGGCCACAGACUCUCAUUAGGAGCUAAUCCAGUAGCACAGCAAUGUACACGAUCCUGAGCCAAAGAACAAGUCGUGUGGUGGCAGACUCUCGUCAACAGUCUAUGGUCAUUGCAGUCACACAGUCUAUGGGUGCACGGCACACACCCUCCAAACUGGGAAACGAGAAUUGCUAUGCACCUAUAGCCUCUCAGUCAGCAGCUGACAGCGGCUAACGUCAGUACAAAGCACACACCCACGGUGGUGAGCAGUAACUGCUGGUGGGCCGGGUAGCUGAUUCAACCAGAAAGAAUAAAAGGUGAUGGCUAAUUUACUUGUAUGAUUGUGGCAUUUGACAGAAAUGUUUAUUCAUGUUUUUAUUAAACUGAAAGAACUCAGA